Molecule: messenger RNA, 387 nt
Organism: Choloepus didactylus (southern two-toed sloth)
Lineage: Eukaryota; Metazoa; Chordata; Mammalia; Pilosa; Megalonychidae
Product: protein preY, mitochondrial-like
Exons: 1
Coding region: 1-387 (128 amino acids)
Source: RefSeq, a predicted model, not a curated record
AUGUCUCAAAAAAUUGCAUUAAAAAGGCCUUGCGGUGCUGUCUCCGGCUGCCGGACCGGCGGAGCAGAGCGUGCGGCAGGCUCCCCGAGUGCUGGGGGGACACUCACACUGCCCUCCGUGGUCUCCUAUAGGUGGCUGCACACGGCUGGGAGAAACAGAAGGGCAGAGAAGGCGCCCGGCGCCUUCCACCGGGUGCUGCUGCAGUUCCUGGUGUGCCUGCUCUCCAAGAAGCUGCUCAGAUAUGAAGCACUGACACAUGAAUUGAUUAAUGAAGAGCUGGGAAUAGCAUAUCGAAUCAUUGAUGGCUUUCCUAGCAUGAUACCACAGGCAGCUAGGAUGACACAUCAAAAGAAGCAGCAAGAAGAAAUGGAGCAGCACAUAAUUUAA